Gigantopelta aegis is the source of this 2562-nucleotide messenger RNA. RefSeq lists its product as uncharacterized. Lineage: Eukaryota; Metazoa; Mollusca; Gastropoda; Neomphalida; Peltospiridae. The coding region runs from base 254 to 1984 and encodes 576 amino acids. The record is from RefSeq and is a predicted model, not a curated record. The transcript has a single exon.
GAUUUGAUUGGCUAAUAUAUACACAGGCUAUAUGUUAGACUCUUCAAUUCAGCCAAUCAGCGGGCUCCUUUCAAAUAGCGUCGGUAGCUGUAAACAGCAUGGCUUCUCUUUAGUAGAAAUUACACCGUGAACACAUUUAGCGAAGAUAAUAUAAUACAUUAUGAUUAUGAGUAAGGAUACCCAGGUUUAAUUUAAUUAUAGUUGUUUAGGACAUUUAUAGAUUCAUGUGAACUGAAAAUAUUUAACAUUUAUUAUGCCUCGGACAAAAAAACGUCCAUUCUGUGGAAACCGAUACACCGGACCAUUGAAAAUUCCCAAACUUUCUGAAGUUGAUAAAACAGACUGCGAUUCUAAUCCUGCUAAAACGGCAUCAUACAGAAAGGUAUUCGAACAUUUGCAGUGUGUCCCAAAUGUAGAAUAUGACAACAAUGAACUUACUGGUUACAGAAUAAUAGAUAUUGCCAACUUAUGUAAUUUUCUGCAAUUAUUUCCCUGUCCUAAUUUGUUAUGUGACAGCAGACAAGGCCUAAAAGUGAUUUCUGAAAAGAAAGUUGGCAUUGCUUCAGAAAUAAGGUUUGUUUGUAAUGAAUGUGCUGAACAGUAUUCAUUGCAAUCAUCAAACAAAGUUGCAGAUUCAAAAGUGUUUGAUGUCAAUGAGCGAUUUCAAUGGUCCAUUUUUGGCAUUGGACGUCACCAUACGCAGGCCCAAAAAUUCUGCGGACUGAUGAAUUUGCCUCCCCCUGUGUCUGAAACAACAUGGCGAAAGGGAUCACAGCGAAUUCAUUUUGCAACAAAGGUUGUAAGUUACAUCAGCAAGCGGAAUGCUGGAAAAGAACGGCAGACAUCCCCUGGUCCAUCUGAAACUGUAGCCUCGUUCGACGGCACAUGGCAAAGAAAAGGUUUUCAGAGCAAAAAUGGCGUUGUAACAUGUCUAUCAGUGAGUGAUAAAACCUGUAAAGUACUUGACAGCGAAACACUAACCAAUUAUUGUGGUGUUUGUUCAACAAGACGGAAAAAGUACAAGUCUGAUGAGGAAUUCAACCAGUGGUUUGUGACACACAAGGAUACUUGUUCAAGAAACCAUUUCGGAUCGGCAGGGGCAAUGGAGCCAGCAGGUGUGCUAAACAUUUAUUCAAGAUCAGAAGAAAAGCAUGAUUUACAGUAUACUGGUUAUCUUGGUGAUGGUGAUUCAAAAAGCUUUUCACAGAUAUCAACAUUGGAUCCCCCCAUAUAUCCUGGGAAAGAGAUAAGAAAAUUAGAGUGUUGUGGACAUGUUCAGAAGCGCAUGGGUCGUCGUCUGACAGACAAAAUAACACACUGCAAAAACAAGAGCUACCAGCAUAAUGGAAAAACAUACAACGGGAUCGGAGGGAUAGGUAAACUUACUAAAAAGGCUGUGUGGAGAAUACAGGGGCAUUAUGGAGCAGCCAUAAGAAAUAAUUCUGGGAACUUGGCCGCAAUGAAAACAGCAGUGUGGGCCAUCUGGAAUCACCGUGGAGAUCGGCAUGACGCUUGUGGCACUUGGUGUCCUGCUACCAAAGGUGACUUUGAAAAAGCCAAAAAAAACCUUCUACCCGAGUAUGUUUUACAAGAAAUAAAGCCAGUUUUUGAAUUCCUUGCAAGUGACGAACUUUUGUCCAAAUGUCUACAUGGCGGUACCCAGAACAACAACGAGUCAUUUCAUCAUAUAAUAUGGAAUCUGUGUCCAAAAGAGGUGUUUGUGGGAAGGAGGAGACUUGAAAUUGCUGUAAAUACAGCAACAGUUCUAUUCAAUGAUGGAGAGUGUGCCAGUUCUGCCUUUCUUAGACAACUAGGGAUUGUUCCCGGUCGGUACUGUUUAACCAUGAUGAAGAGUCGUGACACUGGUCGUAUCACAGCUGCGGAGCGAUCUGAAAAUGAAUCUGUGAAACAGAAAAGACAAAAAACACAGGGGAAAAAUAAAGAAAAUGAUAAUGAUGACAUUUAUUUGCCUGGUGGACACUAGAUGCUUUUGUAUGUGUCGGAUUUAUCCGUUUUGCUGUGUUAUAAACUUUAAACAGCAUUUUCUCAUUUUAACAUUUCGGCAUCUUUUAUAGCCUAUAAAACACUACUACUCGAGAAGUUUUACAGGUACAAGGCUACAAUUUGGCAUACCUAUUCAUGAAGAAAACCUCUCAAAACUGAACUAAAAUCAGCUUGUUAGGUAUAAUAGAGUGGGUUGUGUAUUGCGAUAAAGACUUGUGAUACCGAAUAAUAUAUUGGGACUUUCAAAAUUUGACAUUUUUUAUCACUUUACUUCAAAACAGAGCUAUAAUUUUAGUUCAUUUAUAACAACAUACUGUUCUGAUCAUUUCAGCCGAAUUUGGUCAGUAAUGGAUGAUUAGUUUUUGAAUUUUAAGUUAUUCAUGUGUAUGCAGAAUUUUAGGGCGGCCAUCUUGGAUUUCAUAACAUGUAUAUAGCACAGUGAGAAUUGAAGGUAAUAUUUCUUUUAACUCCAUCAAUAAGAAGUUUACCUGAAAAUUUGGAGUCGUUAUCUUGAUUAUUAAGUAUUUGAGCUUUUUAGGGUGUGGUCUGACCUUAAGU